AACACUCCGACAUGUUAUUUGAACACAAGCUAUAUCGGAAGUUAACUGGUGCAACAGCGCUGUCUAUUAACGAACUGUUUUUAAAUUUGAAAAAAUGUCUCUGCUACCUUUCUUCGUUGGUUACGAACAACCUCAUCGCCUGAUCGAUCAAAACUUUGGUUUGUCGCUUACUCCAGAUGACUUGCUAACGGCUGUCGUUUCACCGAUGAUGUCCAGAGACUAUUACCGGCCCUGGCGUCAAAUGGCUGCUGCAGUGAGAGACGUCGGUUCCACCAUUAAGUCCGACAAGGAGAAAUUCCAAGUGAACCUGGAUGUACAGCACUUCGCGCCUGAAGAAAUCACCGUGAAAACAGCCGAUGGGUACGUCGUAAUAGAAGGUAAACACGAGGAAAAGAAGGACGAACACGGCUACAUCUCUCGGCAGUUCACUCGCAGGUACGCACUGCCCGACGGCUGCAAUCCUGAAACAGUGGAAUCCAGAUUGUCGUCUGAUGGUGUCUUGACUGUGAUCGCUCCCAAAGUGGCUCCGGCGCUGAAGAACGAAAGGGCUGUGCCCAUAUCUCAGACUGGACCUGUGCGGAAGGAAGUCAAGGAUCAGACUUCAAAAAAUAAUGAUACACAAAAGUGAAUAUGAAUCUUAAGUACAGUUCAUCUUAUCUUGCAUGUUUUUUCCUAUAACGUGUAGAAGUAACACGUAUUUUAUAAUAAGACUGAACUUAAUUAUUCUAUUAUUUUUUGUGUAAGUACAUUUUAUUCAAUAAAUGUCUUGUGUAUCGUAAA
Messenger RNA from Galleria mellonella (greater wax moth), 780 nucleotides. Its product is annotated as protein lethal(2)essential for life-like. The transcript has a single exon. Bases 95 to 628 code for a protein of 177 amino acids. Lineage: Eukaryota; Metazoa; Arthropoda; Insecta; Lepidoptera; Pyralidae. The record is from RefSeq and is a predicted model, not a curated record. Gene Ontology annotation, molecular function: protein folding chaperone. Gene Ontology annotation, biological process: response to heat; protein refolding.